This is a messenger RNA of Drosophila elegans, 2729 nucleotides long. RefSeq lists its product as uncharacterized. Bases 1 to 1050 code for a protein of 349 amino acids. The record is from RefSeq and is a predicted model, not a curated record. The transcript is spliced from 3 exons. NCBI's taxonomy places the organism in Eukaryota, Metazoa, Arthropoda, Insecta, Diptera, Drosophilidae.
AUGGUUGUUGUUGUUGCCGCUGCCGACGUCGUUGAAAACAGCAGCAGCAGCAGCGGGAGCGGGAGCGGUAGCGGUAGCGGGAUCGGCGACAGCAGCGACGGUAUCGUAAGCGGUAACACUGAGCUUCAACCAUUUGGCGGCGGUACACCACAAGCAACGGCAGUCAAUAACAAUCAUAGUGAUAAGAACACUACAACAACCACAACAACCAAAACAACCACAACAACAACAAAAACAACGACUGGUCAGGAGGAGCGGGAGGAGGUGGAGGAGCAACUGCAUCAUCCAGAGGAUACUCAAAAGGAUAAUCAUCAGGAGUUGGAGAACAACAAUUGCAGCAACAACUCGAGCAACAUUGCCAACAACAACAACAACAACAUCAUGACGGAUGCGGCCAAGGGAACCGUGGCGACAACCACAGGCACGACGGGAUCAUCGGAGGCGGCGGCGGCCAUGCCCACCAAGAGCGCCGUCAGUCAGCGGAACGUGGACAUCAAGAUCGAGAAGAGCAGCAACAUGGAGGCGGCCACCCAGCAGCUGACCAAGAAGGUUCUCAAACUGGAUCUGGGCGGCAAGAAUCUGGACGAAUACUCGCUCAAGUCGCCCAAAUCUCCCAUAGCUGCACGUUUGCCGCAUCAAACAUCGCUGACGUCGUCGGUGGACGUGGAGGACCGGAAGACAUUACGAGAGGCCUUAUACCAGGGUAUAUUCCAUCGCCAUCGCCGCACCAUCUUCGCCGUGGGCAGCUUCCUGCGGAUGCUGCGCAGCCGCAAUUCGCAGUACAACACGAUACGCAGCUCGUCGGAGGGCGAGGACAUCGAUGAGCAGCAGCGGCAGCAGCAGCAGCAGCAGCAGCAACAGCAGCAGCAGCAGCAGCAAUCGAAACAGUUGAAGCACCAUCAACCGGAGCUGGAACAGUCGCAUGAACAUCUCCAGCCGCCCGGGCAAGAAGUAACGACCACAUCCACAUCCAGAUCCAGAUCCACAUCCACAUCGACAUCCACGACACCACCACCAACUGGACAGCAGGGAGCAUUGGACUCGAUUUAGAUGGCCUUGCUGCUUGAGUUGAAUUUUGGAUUUAUUUAUUAGCCCCAUACGACAUUCGCGUAUUAUUAACUGCUAUUUUACGAUUUACGAAUUACGAUUUACGAUUUACGAAUUACGAUUAUUGUUAAACAUUGUGCAACCAUGAGACUAGCCACCCGUUGUGUUAGCAUGUAGUGAGCCAUAUUAGUUCCGUAGCUAGUACUAUUGUUGGCGGACCCAUGUGACCUGCUGACUCCAUUACCCAAGAAAUGAAACCAAAAAUCCCGAGGAUCCGCUGCAAACACAUCUCGUUCGUUCAUUCUUUGAGCAGAUCGCCUUAUCUUAACUGCGACCCACUUAAGCUAAACUUAAACUAAACUAAUAACUGAAUGUGAACCCAAGCUGAACUUGAAACUCUUACUACGUACAUGCUAUGUAUAAAAAACCAAAAAAGACAACUUAAUUGUAUUAAACUCGCAUUGUUUCAGCGCCCAGCUCUCAGUAUUUAUGUAAAAAUGCCGCCCCAUUUGUCCGUCUGUUUGAAUCACUGAUAAUAAACUGCCCAAAAUGAGUUAGUCCCAUCAAUUGACUAGAAAUUACCAUUUUCUAUUAGGUAGAAUAUAAGAAAAUCCUUUUCGAAUUGGCCGGUGCAUGUUAGAAGUGCAGUGCAAUUUACAAUAAAUUUGUACGAUUUUUUUCUACAUUAAUAUUUCUUUGGAUUAGCCUUAUAGGUUUAUCUAAAACAAGAGUGCAAUUAAAAAAAAAAUUAUUUAUAAUAUCUACAGAAAUAGGACUUAAAGAUUUUAAAAGGGUUUCAAAAAUAAACUUCAUCAAGUUUUCUAAUUUUUAUAUUUAAUUAUUUUGAAAUUGCGCGGGCUUAAAAAAUAAUCGAAAAUAAGUAAUUGAGUUUUUUAUAUCAAAGUUCAUACUUCACUUACAUAAAUACUUACAGGGUUUCAAAGCUAAAGUACAUUCAUUACGUAUAAACCUUCUUCAGCACGCCUUUAAAAUAAAAUCAGAGUGCUGGGCAGCCAAAUAGUCGAGCGAUAAUCGACUAUAGUUUUUUUUUUUUACUGAAUCUUCAGUUUAUUCCAUUCCAUUUUUUUGUAAGUCAUUGAAAAUUCGUUGGCAUUCGUUUUUCAUUGCAAAGGGAACAAAACUUAUAAAGCCGCACGUCGAAAAAAUGUUUUUUAAACGAUGAACAAAUUGAUAUUUUGCGCCUAGACCUAAUAUAUAUAUAUAUAUAUAUAUGUAGCUACUAUAUACGAUAUAUAAACCCAUAUAUACAGAUAUAUUUGAAUGUAUAUGGCCUAGUUAUAGAACAUACACGAUUGUUGUUGUCCCCAUAGACAUGUUAUGUGAAAUUAACUCUGAUUUGCGAUCCCACACCCAGAACACACACACACACCCACAUCUAUUUAAUAGUGUAAUUAUAUAUUUUAGAUCAUUUUUUGUUUUUUGUUCAUAGUACACACCUUACGUUUAGAACUAAUUGCAUAGUUAGCGCUUUAAGAUGACAUUUUGUACAGGACAAAGACAAUGGAAAUGAAAAUCGUUGCAUGACACAAAAAAAAAAAAAAAAUGAUAAACUGUACCGUAGUUCACUUCUUAAGACACCCCACUUACACUUACACCCGAUACUCUAUUAUUUACCCGAUUCGAUUUAGAUUGAAAGAACAAUAAAACCCAAACAAAUGCUA